Molecule: messenger RNA, 2061 nt
Organism: Photinus pyralis (common eastern firefly)
Lineage: Eukaryota; Metazoa; Arthropoda; Insecta; Coleoptera; Lampyridae
Product: transketolase-like protein 2
Exons: 5
Coding region: 101-1984 (627 amino acids)
Molecular function (GO): thiamine pyrophosphate binding; transketolase activity
Source: RefSeq, a predicted model, not a curated record
UUGUUACUUCACUUAUUACCGCGGUAACACAACCUCGCCGUCCACAUUUUCCCACAAUUUAAUUUUUAUUGAUUAUAUGUUUAUUUAACUUUCGAUCACAAUGGGUGGUUAUCAUAAAUUAGAAGCCCAAAUUGUACAAGAACUCAAAGAUAUUGCCAAUAAACUUCGCGUACAUGCAAUAACAUCGACGCAAUCCUCAAAUUCUGGACAUCCAACAUCAUGCUCGUCGAUAGCCGAAAUACUGUCCGUGCUCUUUUUCAACACAAUGCGUUACAAAGUUUUAGAGCCAAGGGAUCCUUCAAGCGAUAGGUUUGUGUUAUCUAAAGGCCAUGCAGCCCCCAUCUUGUACGCUGCUUGGGCCGAAGCCGGCUUAUUCCCCGUGAGUGAUUUGCAAAAAUUGAGACGCUUGGAGUCCGAUUUGGAAGGACACCCGACUCCAAGACUCAACUUCAUCGAUGUGGGCACUGGAUCUCUCGGUCAAGGAUUGGCAAUUGCUGCGGGAAUGGCAUUUGUCGGAAAAAACUAUGAUAAGGCCAAUUACAGGGUAUACUGUCUCGUCGGCGAUGGUGAAAGUGCUGAAGGAUCAAUCUGGGAAUCGAUCCAUUUCGCCAGCUACUAUAAGCUCGACAACUUGUGCGCAAUUUUUGACAUCAACCGUCUAGGCCAGUCAGAACCAACCAGUUUACAACAUAAUGUGGAGGUUUACCAAAAACGUUUGGAAGCGUUCGGUUGGCAAUCGAUUGUGAUCGACGGUCACAAUAUCGAAGAAAUUGUCAAAGCGUUCCACGUCGCUUCAACCACUAGCGAUAAACCGACCGCCUUAAUCGCGAAAACGUUAAAGGGUAAAAACUUCCCCAAAAUUGAGGAUGUAGAAAAUUGGCACGGUAAACCGUUGGGAGAUCAGGCCAGCAUUGUCCUACAGCAUUUGGAGGGAAUGAUCAAAAAUAAAGGUCCACUCAAGAUACAACCCCGCAAGCCUCUCAAAGAUGACGUCUCUCCGGUGAACAUUUCAAACAUUAAAUUAUCAUCUCCUCCCAGUUAUAAACUAGGAGAAGCGAUUGCUACUCGUCAAGCUUAUGGAACUGCCCUUGCCAAAAUUGCGGAAAAUAACUCUAGAGUCAUUGCCUUAGAUGGGGAUAUGAAAAAUUCCACCUACUCGGAAAAGAUCAAGAAAAUCGAUUCUACUCGCUUCAUUGAAUGUUUUAUUGCCGAACAAAACUUGGUGGGAGUCGCCAUCGGGGCUGCGUGCAGAGACCGUACAGUUGCCUUCGUCUCAACUUUUGCAACUUUCUUGACAAGGGCAUUUGAUCAGAUUCGUAUGGGUGCCAUAUCUCAAACAAAUGUAAACUUUGUCGGUUCUCAUUGUGGUGUAAGUAUUGGAGAAGAUGGUCCAAGUCAAAUGGGCUUGGAAGAUCUUGCCAUGUUCCGUGCCAUUCCUGGUAGUACAGUUUUUUACCCAGCGGACGCUGUGGCUUGUGAACGUGCUGUAGAAAUGGCGGCAAACACAAAGGGAAUUUGCUUUAUCAGAACAAAUCGUCCGGCUACUAAAGUUGUUUAUGAAAAUGAUCAUACUUUUGCAAUUGGAAAAGCUAACAUUUUAAAGAAAUCUAGCAAAGAUUCCGUUUUAAUUAUCGGUGCAGGCGUAACCGUUCAAGAAGCUUUAAAGGCAGCAGAGGAGCUGGAGAUGUCUGGCGUUAAUGUGAGAGUUAUGGAUCCAUUCACUGUCAAACCAAUCGAUAAGGAUGCCAUAAUUAAGCACGCUAAAGAAGUCGGCGGACGAAUUGUAACAGUCGAAGAUCAUUACCCACAAGGCGGAUUAGGAGAGGCUGUGUUAUCUGCCGUUGCGGAAGAGAGAGAUAUUAUUGUGAAGAAAUUAGCCAUUCCAACAGUUCCCCGUUCUGGACCUCCAAGCGCUCUCUUGGACUACUACGGCAUUUCAGCUAAGCAUAUUGUUGCUGCCGCACAAGAAAUUACGAAAUUUUAAAUUGAUGUGGUGUCUCCUAUGGUGAUGUUAAUUGGGUCCAAAUCUGUUACAGGGAAUAAAGUUUUAUAAUUUUCAAA